Messenger RNA from Penicillium robsamsonii, 1392 nucleotides. RefSeq lists its product as uncharacterized. Gene Ontology annotation, molecular function: aldose reductase (NADPH) activity. The record is from RefSeq and is a predicted model, not a curated record. NCBI's taxonomy places the organism in Eukaryota, Fungi, Ascomycota, Eurotiomycetes, Eurotiales, Aspergillaceae. Bases 1 to 1392 code for a protein of 463 amino acids. Gene Ontology annotation, cellular component: cytosol. The transcript is spliced from 5 exons.
AUGGCACAUUGCGUCUCCUCCGUCCGACCAUUCCAGCAGUACGGCGGGGACGAUGUUUCUCAUGUUAUUAUGGACUGGCGUCCUAAGAAUUGCAUAGCUCAUGUAUACAUGUCCCGUGUUGCACACAGAGCCACCCAGACCAUAACUAUUACUGGAGCAAAGGGUACACUUACUGUCGAUGGGCCUCAGGUCAUACAUUAUGACGAUGAGGGCCGACAGCUGAGCAAGACGGUGCAUCAGUGUAUUGAGAAGAACAUCAUCCGCAAAAUGGUGCUGGAAUUUGGGGACUGGGCUGCAGGACGCACAGAGACAUUUUCGACGUCGCUGGAAGAUUCGCAGGAUACAGUCUUGGUCGUUGACGCGAUCAAGGCAUCUCUAACGAGCCAUCAGGUGCAACAUCCUCUUCUACUAUCGAAACGGAAAUCGUCAAUUACCACCGACAGAAAGAUGAUGCUGCGAAAUGCAGCCCCGAGGCGCGGGUACACUUGCUCCACAUCAGCCUCCCUGGCGGAAAGUGUCAAGAGAUUCACACUCAAUACAGGGUCCACCAUACCGAUGGUUGGACUCGGAACACGGAGUGCAAAGUCACCUGGGGAGGUCCGUGAGGCUGUAAGAAUUGCCCUCCGGAUAGGAUAUCGGCAUAUUGAUAUAGCCGAGUCCUCGGGGAAUGAACGGGAAAUUGCAGCAGCGAUUAAAGACUCUGGAAUCCCUCGCAACGAGAUAUGGAUUACAACUAAACUAGACAACAGGUGGCACAUUAGAGUAGACCAGGCGGUCGAGCGAUCACUUGCAAGAUUGGACACGACCUUUGUAGACUUAUACCUUAUGCAUUGGCCCAUAUGCAUCGACCCAGACAACCCACCAAGGCAGCUUACCAAUUGGAAUUUCGUUGAUACAUGGAGAGAACUACAGAAGAUCCCCAGAAGUCAGGUACGGAAUAUCGGGGUUUCAAAUUUUGGCAUUAGCCAUCUUGAAACAUUGCUUGUCGACCCAUCUUGCCAUGUUAUCCCUGCAGUUAACCAGGUUGAGCUUCAUCCCCACUGGCCGUCUCCGAACCUCCUGAACUACUGUCGCAAAAAUGGCAUCCAUUGUACCGCAUAUUCCCCCUUUGGGUCAUCCCACUCGCCCCUCUUACAGGAUCCAGUCCUUCGGCAGAUUUCUCGGAUUAGAAAAAGGACGGAGCAUCAGAUCCUUCUAAAGUGGGGGAUUCAGCGAGGCACUAGCGUUAUACCAAGAAGCGUAAACGGCUUUCGAAUUAAGGAGAAUCUUGACUUGGACGCGUUUGAGCUUUCGGAGGAGGAGAUGGACAGGCUGAACGACAUUAGGUCACGAUUCAAGUCAUGUGGUGAUGACUGGUUACCUGGUAAGGUGUUCUUUGCAUAUGAUACUUAG